AUGGUCUGCCGUGUCAUGUCUGGGUUUUCUGAUGCCUUUUACAUCGUGCUACUUCUCGACGACAACGACACAUUGGAUGAUGUUGCGUCUUCAAGAUUGUGGAGAGCAGCACACUUGGUUAGAUCGGACGGUGCCUUGAUCAUUCUCCACUCAUUUAUCAGCUUGCAUCGUUGGCCUAUUUGUUUGUUCAAUGUGAUCGAUCUACUUGUCGUAUUUGUUGUUUCAGAUGCUGUGGUGGAUGGCGCUUGCUUUGCUCGAUAA
This is a messenger RNA of Eruca vesicaria subsp. sativa (arugula), 261 nucleotides long. Lineage: Eukaryota; Viridiplantae; Streptophyta; Magnoliopsida; Brassicales; Brassicaceae. The record is from the annotation of a GenBank genome assembly.